GCUUUUGUUUCCCCGCUCCUUGUCUUUCCACGCCUCAAUCUUUGACAAAAUGACUGUCAUCGAAUCAGUUAAAAGUGCCGUUGGCCUUUCGGAGACCUCCGCAACCCGCCAGGAAAUGUCGGAGGCGCGUCUUCCCAUGCAAUACAGAGAUUCAUGUGCACACCUUCUGAUCCCGUUGAACCGAUGCCGGCAAGCAGAGUACUACCUUCCCUGGAAGUGCGAGGAUGAACGACACUCAUACGAGAAGUGCCAGUACGAAGAGUUUAAGAAGCGUGUGGCCAAGAUGGAUGAGCUGCGUGCCGCCAAGGACGGCGCCCGGAGCAACUGAAUUAUGGGACCGUCGGUAUGCG
Penicillium verrucosum is the source of this 350-nucleotide messenger RNA. RefSeq names its product NADH dehydrogenase [ubiquinone] 1 beta subcomplex subunit 7. Gene Ontology annotation, cellular component: mitochondrion. The transcript has 3 exons. The record is from RefSeq and is a predicted model, not a curated record. Lineage: Eukaryota; Fungi; Ascomycota; Eurotiomycetes; Eurotiales; Aspergillaceae. The coding region runs from base 50 to 328 and encodes 92 amino acids.